This is a messenger RNA of Rotaria sp. Silwood1, 2553 nucleotides long. NCBI's taxonomy places the organism in Eukaryota, Metazoa, Rotifera, Eurotatoria, Philodinida, Philodinidae. The record is from the annotation of a GenBank genome assembly.
AUGUUGUUUGAAUCUAUUGUUUAUGCUUUGAUUUUUCCUUUAUGCUUUGCCGAUUUUGAUGAAACAUCAUUCUUUUGCAAAGUGCCACCACCGAAGUUAAUUAACGGAUCAAUAAAACGUGAUCGAGUUUCAUAUUAUAAAGGACAAGGUUAUUUAGGUAAUAUGGAAUAUAUGUGUUCACCGGGGUUUUAUCUUCUUGGAAAUAAAACUGUUACAUGUCAAAAUGGCGUAUGGUCAACAAUGGUUCAAUGCAUUCCUGAAAAACGAUGUUUACCUAUUAAUAUUUAUCCAUUAAAUACACAAGUUGAAUCGAAUAACAUAACUCUUUUUCAAAAUGAUCCUCAACAAAUUGUUGUUGGUUCAACUAUUACUUUACGUUGUGUAGAUAAUUACGAAUUUGAUCCUACUUCAAAUGAAUCUCUUAUUAUUCAAUGUCAAAAUGAUGGUACUUGGACAUCAAUGCCUAGCUGUAGAUAUGUUCAAGCAAUGUGUAAUUAUUCGAAAUUAUAUCUACCGUAUCGAUCACGUAUCACUCGAAUGAAUUUUAAAUUUUCAGAACAUAAUCGACAAUUGCAUAUGGUUGGAAGUAAUCUUGAAUAUGAAUGUGAAGAAGGUUAUCGUUUAAUUGAUGGUAAAACAUCUCUUAUUGUCGAAUGUUUAAGUUCUGGCGUAUGGUCUUCAUUACCAAUUUGUGAAUUUGCUUAUCAAACUGAACAAAAGAUACGAUGCGAUUAUCCUAUUUUUAUUAAAAAUGGUUAUAUUGCUGUAUAUAAUGUUACUAUUUGGGAAGAUCAAACAUAUACAGGUAGUAUUACUUAUGAAUGUAAUUAUGGUUUUGAAACAUUGGAUGGUGAUGAUCAAAUCAUAAGUGAUUGUUUCAAUGGUCAAUGGACAAAUAUAAAUGAUUGCCACGAAAUUCCGACAUGUCCAAAACAAGAUUUACUUGAUAUUGAAUCAGAAGUUGAAAAUUCAUAUGUUUUUAAUGUUUCGCUUCAAUAUGUUCGAGAUCCAUUAGCAUUUGUUUAUAAUUCAUAUGUUCUUCGAGUUUGUUUACCAAAUUUCGAACAUGAUCCAUUAAGUCCACCACUAAAAAUUCAAUGUCAACGUAAUACAAAUAAUUGGACUGGUAUACCAAUAUGUCGAAUUAAAACAACAACACAAAUAAUAACAACUGUGAAUGAAGAAGAUUUAAUGAAAAGUAGUAAUUUAUUUUUUUCAAAAGAAAAAUUUACAAUAUAUUCAAGUACAAAUUCAUUUCAAACAACAACAAUAGAAAAUGAAAAUACGAAUGUAAUUUUCGAUGAUACUCAUACAAUCGUUUGUAAUUCAGAUGAGAUUCCAUUUAUUCCAAAUUCAUUUAUGAUUCAAUCAGAAUUAAAUGAAACAUAUAAUAUUGGUACUAAACUUUUUCUUACAUGUCAAUCGGGCUAUGAAUCUUUAUUUAACCAAUCAAGUUUUAUUACAUGUUCUAUGAAUGGAACGUGGUCAAUUGAUACAAUCAAUAUAACAAUGUGUCAAUUGAGCAAUGAAACUACUGAAGAGAUUUUCUUUGAUACUUCAACGAUUCUAUCUAAUACAACAGAACAGAAUAAUAUUACUAUAAAUCUAGAUGAUGACUUACCCAUAAUGAAUAUUUCAAAUGAAACUUUCGUUUCAUCUACUCAAUCAUUAUCCACCGGUAAUCGACAAAUUCGUGAAACUGUUUCAUAUUGUAAAACAUUACCUAACAUUGAACAUGCUCAAUUAUUAAGUGAUGAUACCAUAAAACAUUUUAUUAAUAAUGAAAUAAAAUAUAGUGGAUCAAUUUUAUUUAUUUGUCAAUAUGGUUUUAUAAAUGAUAUUAGUAAUAAUGAACCAUUUCGAUUAACUUGUCAAAAUGGUAUUUUUCAUCCAAAAAUAAUUUGUAAUGAAAAACCUCGAUGUUCACUUCCACCACCGAUUGAUUCUAUGCGAAGCUCAGUUAUUGAUUCUUUAAUAAAUGUAUUUGAUACAUCAACAAAUGAAGCUAUUCCUGGGUCGUUUGUUCUUUUGAAUUGUUUCGAUAAAUCCAUUAGUCAAAGUUCUACCUUUAAUAUGACUUGUCUUGACAAUGGUCAAUGGCUAUUACUUCCACCACCAUGCAUUGCUCCUUUUAAACGUCGUUGCCAAAGUGGAAUUACUAUUCCAAAUGCUCGAACACAAAUCUUUGCAAAAUUAACCACUGAUGGUUAUUAUGAUGAUGGUAGUAGAGUUACUUAUCGAUGUCUUGAGAAUUUUAUACAUGAUCUUCAAUCAGGUCCAUUAUAUAUUCAAUGUAGAAAUGGUCGAUGGGGUCCACGACCAAGAUGUAUUCCAAGUGGUUGUCUUGAAUCAAUGCCUGAAACAAUUGAAAAUGGUUGGAAAAGUGCUGAAUCUUAUUUUAUACAUUAUGAAAUUAAAUAUUAUCUUUUAACAAGAUAUUCAUGUCAUGAAAAUGCAAUUAUAGCUAAUACAUCAUCUCAUGUUAUUGAUAUUCAAUGUCGAAAUAAUGAAUGGCAAUAUAAUUCAUUACCUAUAUGUCAAAAAAACGAAUAA